AUGUUUGCGGAGUUCGCCUCGGUGAUUCCCUUUCCGGCAGCUGUGGCUUGCGGCAUAGUUGUCCUGUCUGUCCAUGCCGCUUUGGCGGACUGGGAUUUGAAGGGCUUGUCGAUGGCCUGGUUGAGCUGGAUUGAGAAAGGGGCGGAGAAGUUGAAGAAGCCAGACUUGCAGGAGCAGCGCAUGGAAGAUGCCCUGCAGAAGAUGAUGAUGGAACACUACAAGAGAGCCAUUCGGUACCUGGCACACUUCCUGGCCGUCGUAGUACUGUGUCUCUUGUACCCCAUGCAGCAGCCGGACUUUGUCGCUGUAGUCCAGUUUGUGGCGGUCUUAGUGCAUUAUGUCUGCUGCUGGUGGGUGGUGAGAUCGCACGUCACCUUCAACACACUUCGGCUGCUAACGGUGCUCUCACAUUUUCUUGUUGACACCUUCUUUGUCGUCACCAUACACUAUUCAGAUGAAGCGGACUACAACCUUCUCGCGGUUGUCUCGGCGGCCUUGCGCGUGUGUGGGGCUGCUGUCUUUCACGAUCCGCCUGUGUUCAUCCCAUGUCAGGCUUGGGUCUUUGUGGUGGAAGUUGCAUGCUACUUCGGACUGGAAGGGGCACGCCGCGGUCCUCCUUUGCACUUCCUCUGUGGUCAGGCUGUCAUCCUGGCCUUGGUUUGUGGAGUCGCAAUGAUGGUCCAGGAGUGGGCGCGAACUUGCAUCAAAGCGUCAUUCCAGUCAGCCGACGCUAAUCUCUGUUUGGAAGGCUUCCAGCGAGUUUUGCGAGGCGUUUGCGAUGCAGACGUGCUGCUCGAUGAUAGUUUCAAUUUCGUCGGGGACAACACUCGCUUGAGACGCGUCCUAGCGACGCCCACUGAUCUUCAAGGCGUUAAGUUUACAGACCUGCUCGAUCAGGAGGGAAGAACACAGUUCGAGAAGUUCGUCCGGAAGUCAUGCAACGCAAGCCAAAACCCGGAAGAGAGGGAGGAGCAGGAGAAAAGCUGCAGCAUCCCGCCCUGCCUGCGCAUCUCACUGCCAAGUGCGUAUUCGCGGGUUGGUGUGGACAUUUUCCAUGUUCUCGUGCCGCGCUUUUUGGAUGCUGCAGGACCCCUUCACCUUCUAGCCAUCACGGAAGAUCCGGAUACCAGGCUGCAGCCGGAAGCAACUCUUGGAGCGAUUCCAGAAGCACUCUCCAUGUACUCCGAAGACGACAACGAUGGCACGUCCACGGUUGCAGAGUCGGAGGGUGGCUACUCAAAACAAAGUCUGAGCAGUUCGAUGCUGUGCAGGGUACAUCCCGUUCCCGAACUGCGUGAACUUACGAUGCUCGUGGAUGCUAGUACGGACCAGCAGGAUGUGCUGCAAGUACACGCCAAGUUCAAGCGUGACAAGAACCUGCCCAAUGACAUUCACUCGUGCAUGCCAUGCUUGCAGACCAUGCUCAGACCGUCGGAUUGGCUCGGCAUCCGUAUGCGCGUGGCGAAGUUUGCGCACGAACAGUGCCAGGUUGGUUCUCCAGACACACAUGAGCUGCCGUCCGUGAUGCUUCGCAGGUUGGAUGACCAGAACAAGUUCCUUGCGGCUAACACGGUCAACCUCGCCCCGUGUCGCGGCCAGGAAUCAUCGAAGAAGUCUUCGUUGGUUUGGGUCUACGUCCGAGAUUUCGUGAAUGACGAGGCCAAAUUCCGAAUGCAGCCGGGUAAUGCCGAUCUGGAUGCUUCGCCCCUGCUCCCUACCGACGUCGCAGAGGCAGUCUGGCCCUGCACAGCCGGCAAAGCGGAAGGGGACCGCGCAAAGAUUCCGGAAGCCGCCUGGUGGUUGUCGCUUCGAGUCGUCCGGCAAGCCUGGCAGCUGUCUCCGUCCGCCCCUGCUCCCGACAUUCAAGAAGCGGGGCCGCUGGCCGAGGCAGACCCGCUCGUGGUGCAAGGGCGUGCUCUACUGGAUGCAGAUCGGAUGAAGGCGAUCCUGUUUAUUCCAUCCGAGUCUGGGCUCUUGCAUGGCCCUGCCGUUUGCUGCCAGCUGGUCCUGGGCCAAGAGGUGGCGGUUGGGAUGGAUGCGAAGCCACCGAUCCGCCUUCCUUUGGUGCAUCCUGCCGAGGCGUUUCGGGAGGCCUUGUGCUGGGAGCGCUUCCUCCGAUGGCUUGGGGCAGAGGAGCCGGCCUUGCCCAGACAGGAGGCGGUAAAGGUCACGGCGAAGCUACUGGAUCCGGACUGGUGGCUCUUGGUGGAGGCCGCUGCCAGCUCACAACUACCCUGGCUGCUGUCACGAUUGCAGAGCUUGCCACCGCUCCCGUUUGAUGAGGAGGGCUGCUGGGAGCUCUCGCAGUGUCUCUCUGCCGACUUCGCCCCCUUCCUGCUGGGCGUGCAACUGCUCACAAAGAAGCAGCCAUCGUCGGCAACACCGCCGCUUUGCACAGCGAAGGGUGCCGAGUUCCCACCUGUUUCGCGGCGCUGCUUGAGCUCGCUCGGCGUGACUUUGGACGUCGAUGCAAAGUCUUUGUCUGAAAGGUGUCUCGAGCCGAUGUUGGAGGCAGCCGGAGAGAAGCUCUCGGUGCCUGUUGCCAACUUCCGUCGAGUCUACGCAGCCUUUCGAGCGCAGCGGGACUGGCGGGAGGAAUGGUGCGCAUCCUUACGGUCCAGGAUUUUCGUGCCAGACGUCGGCGUCCGGGAUGCGGAGAGCUGCGUCUACCUCCCACCAAACCUGGACGGCAUGGGUGAGCUGCUGGGGCGGGUAAACUUGCAGCCGCUGUACCACGGCCUCCGGGACUUCUUCGUGGACUCACUCGGUGUAUCCGACUCCCUGUCGGCUCAGGACUGCUUGUCUGCUUUGCAGACGCUCCAAAUGCGCGAUGCAGGCUCUCUGACUCAGUCUCCGAUGGUUUCUGGCUUGUUCACCGCUCUGAUGGACAUGGGCAAGAAAGAGAGCAUAAAGGCAGAGAUCCAGAAGGGUAUGCUGAUACCUGUGCCGCACCGUGAUGGAUCGGGGCUCCGCUGGCUUCCAGCUCAAAGCUGCAUGCUCCUGCCUCAGCCAAGCCAGGCAGAUCCGAAGAGCUACGUUGGAAAAACCGUGUGGCAUGUUCAUUUGGAGGGCGGCGGCUACUGCUACGACCAGGAAAGCUGCGAGUCACCAGCCCACAGCGAUUUCCUGGAGUCCAUGCAAAAGCGCAGCAGACAGAUCUGGAAGGGCGGAAUUUUCGCACGAGGUCUGGGGGCGACUCCCUUCCUCGCCACAGCUGCUCAUGCCUACAUCGGGUACUGCAGUUCGGACUCGUGGAUGGGCAAUACUUCGCGAACAUGGCGCGGUCAUACCUGGUACUUUGAGGGCGCCCACAUCUUGGCGACUGCCGUCUCCACCCUGCUGGAGCAGCACGGCAUGAAGAACGCUGCACUGGUGCUCUUCAGCGGCUGCAGUGCCGGUGGUCGAGGCAUGGUUUACAACUUGGACGGCUUGUGCCGCCUUGUCCGUGCCUCUGUGCCCAAAGCGGCCUGCGCGGGAUUGGGAGAUGCUGCCUGGUGGGUGGACAGUGUGUCAGUGCCACCAGCUUCUCCAGCAGGUGCGGAGAUUGUUUGGGAGUCCCGCCUGCGCCGUGUCACGCUCCUGGGGAGCCAACUCUGGGGAGGCUCCAGUCUCUCCGAGUCCGUUGAGAACUGCCGGAGCCAAAGAGGCUGGCAUCCGGGCGCCGAAUUCGUCGAAGGAGCCGAGAUCGGGCCGGGAUCUCCAAACAUUAGUAGUUUCGACCCAUGCAUGUUCGGGCCCGUGCUGUCCAGCUUUGUGGAGUCCCCCCUCCUCCUGUCCAUGCAGCUGAACGACUGGUUCCAGUUCGAGCACCUGGCUAAAGACCUGCACAGCAUCUUCUUUGGAGGUCCACUGGGCGGACCAGUAAGCAGACUGGACAUGACAGUCAUAGGCUCUCUGCGAUCAGAGCUGAUGCAGACUCUCCGGAUUGGUACGGAGAUGAGCCAGGAAAAGCUACGCCUGGUAUUCGCCUCUGCUUGCUACGGGCACUGUAUCUCUGAAGGGGACAGCUACUACACCGUCCGGCUCAAGGAGGGUCCUGGCAGAGGUCUAUCCCUCAACGACACCACCACGAUGUUCCUCCAAGCACUCCUUGGCUGGGAGCACGUGACUUCCCAGGCCUUCAUUGAACAGGACCAGUGCGGCACCCUGAGCUGCAGCAGCGGCUGCACGCCGCGGAGGCUCUGGAAGACCAUUCUGACAAUGCUGGCGAAGUAUGCCGUCCUUCCCUUCUUGGUCAUCUGCAUUGUUCUGCGGCUGUGUCGCACAAGCUCUGCCAAGGUCGACAGUGGGAAUAGUCGUAGCUCGCCACGCCAUGUGGCAGAUGGCAGGCGGUAG
Symbiodinium sp. CCMP2592 is the source of this 4335-nucleotide messenger RNA. NCBI's taxonomy places the organism in Eukaryota, Dinophyceae, Suessiales, Symbiodiniaceae. The record is from the annotation of a GenBank genome assembly.